Coregonus sp. 'balchen' is the source of this 10436-nucleotide messenger RNA. The record is from the annotation of a GenBank genome assembly. Lineage: Eukaryota; Metazoa; Chordata; Actinopteri; Salmoniformes; Salmonidae.
AUGUCUACACAGGACGAAGUGCCUGCCAUGCUGAACUCACGACCCCAGACGGGGCUUUCUUUCCUGGCCCCAGAACCAGAAGAUCUUGAAGACCUUUACAGCAGAUACAAGGUCUGUAUUGGGAACAGCUUCUGUGUGUCUGUGCUUGACUGUUGAGGUCUAUUUCUGUCAGCACAACAAGAAAAGCAAUUUUAAAUCGUACAGGCCCUUUCUGUGAUUUCUUCAAUCACAGUAAAGAUGUUAACUAUUACAGUGCCCAGAGAAAGUAUUCACACAGACUUUUUCCACAUUUUGUUGUUACAGCCUGAAUUUAAAAUGGAUGAAAUUGAGAUUUUUUGGUCACUGGCCUACACCCAAUACCCCAUAAUGUCAAAGUGGAAUUAUGUGUUUCGUUUUUUUAUUUUUAACAAAUUAAUUAAAAAUGGAAAGCUGAAAUGUCUUGAGUCAAUAAGUAUUCAACCCCUUUGUUAUGGCAAGCCAACAUAAUUUCUGAAGUAAAGAUUUGCUUAACAAGUCACAUAAUAAGUUGCAUGGACUCGCUCUCUGUGCAAUAAUAGUGUUUAAUAUGAUUUCUGAAUGACUACCUCAUUUUUGUACCCCACAGACCGGUUUCCGAGCUGGUCAUGGGGUGCACUUCAGCCACGCUCAAGGUCCUAAACGAUAUUAUAACCGCGAUCGAUAAUAGACAGUACUGUGCAGCCGUUUUCAGUGACCUGGCCAAGGCUUUCGACUCUGUCAACCACCGCAUUCUUAUUGGCAGACUAAAUAGCCUUGGUUUCUCAAAUGACUGCCUCGCCUGGUUCACCAACUACUUCUCAGAUAGAGUUCAAUGUGUCAAAUCGGAGGGCCUGUUGUCUGGACCUAUGGCAGUCUCUAUGGGGGUGCCACAGGGUUCAAUUCUUGGGCCGACUCUUUUCUCUGUGUAUAUCAAUGACGUCGCUCUUGCUGCUGGUGACUCUCAGAUCCACCUCUACGCAGACGACACCAUUUUGUAUACAUCUGGCCCUUCAUUGGACACUGUGUUAACAAACCUCCAAACGAGCUUCAAUGCCAUACAACACUCCUUCAGUAGCCUCCAACUGCUCUUAAACACUAGUAAAACUAAAUGCAUGCUCUUCAACCGAACGCUGCUUGCACCCGCCCACCCGACUAGAAUCACUACUCUCGACGCGUCUGACCUAGAGUAUGUGGACAACUACAAAUAUCUAGGUGUCUGGUUAGACUGUAAACUCUCCUUCCAGACUCACAUUAAGAAUCUCCAAUCCAAAGUUAAAUCUAGAAUUGGUUUCCUAUUUCGCAACAAAGCCUCCUUCACUCAUGCUGCCAAACAUGCCCUCGUAAAACUGACUAUCCUACCUACCGAUCCUUGACUUCGGCGAUGUCAUUUACAAAAUAGCCUCCAACACUCUACUCAGCAAAUUGGAUGUAGUCUAUCACAGUGCCAUCCGUUUUGUCUCCAAAGCCCCAUAUAAUACCCACCACUGUGACCUGUACGCUCUUGUUGGCUGGUCCUCACUACAUAUUCGUCGCCAAACCCACUGGCUCCAGGUCAUCUAUAAAUCACUGCUAGGCAAAUCCCCGCCUUAUCUUAUCUCACUGGUCACCAUAGCAACACCCACCCAUAGUCUGCGCUCCAGCAGGUAUAUCUCACUGGUCAUCCCCAAAGCCAACACCUCCUUUGGCCGCAAUUCCUUCCAGUUCUCUGCUGCCAAUGACUGGAACAAAUUGCAAAAAUCUCUGAAGCUGGAGACACUUAUCUCCCUCACUAACUUUAAGCAUCAGUUGUCAGAGCACCUUACCGAUCACUGCACCUGUACACAGCCCAUCUGAAAUUAGCCCGCGCAACUACCUCAUCCCUAUAUUGUUAUUUAUUUUGCUCAUUUGUACCCCAGUAUCUCUAUUUGCACAUCAUCUCUUGCACAUCUAUCAUUCCAGUGUUAAUACUAAUUGUAAUUAUUUUGCACUAUAGCCUAUUUAUUGCCUUACCUCCAUAACUUGCUACAUUUGCACACACUGUAUAUAUAUGUAUUUCUGUUAUAUUUUUGACUUUGUUUUGUUUUACCCCAUAUGUAACUGUGUGUUGUUGUUUUUAUCGCACUGCUUUGCUUUAUCAUGGCCAGGUCGCAGUUGUAAAUGAGAACUUGUUCUCAACUGGUUUACCUGGUUAAAUAAAGGUUAAAUAAAAAUAAAAUAUAAAAAAAUAAUAAUAAUAAUAAACAGACAAGUAUCUGUAAGGUCCCUCAGUCGGACAGGGAAUUUCAAACACAGAUUCAACCACAAAGACCAGGGAGGUUUUACAAUGCCUCACACAGAAGGGCACCUAUUGGUAGAUGGGAAGAAAAAAUCCCUUUGACCAUGGUGAAGUGUUAUUAAUUACACUUUAGAUGGUGUAUCAAUACACCCAGGCACUACAAAGGUACAGGCGUCCUUCCUUGCUGGAGAGGAAGGAAACCGCUCAGGGAUUUCACCAUGAGGCGCAGUGGUCUAAGGCACUGCAUCGCAGUGCUAACUGUGCCACUAGAGAUCCUGGUUCGAAUCCAGGCUCUGUCGCAACCGGCCGCAACCGGGAGACUCAUGGGCGGCGCACAAUUGGCCCAGCGUCGUCCAGGGUAGGGGAGGGAAUGGCCGGCAGGGAUGUAGCUCAGUUGAUAGAGCAUGGCGUUUGCAACGCCAGGGUUGUGGGUUCGAUUCCCAUGGGGGGCCAGUAUAAAAAAUAAAAAUAAAAAAUUGUAUUCACUAACUGUAAGUCGCUCUGGAUAAGAGCGUCUGCUAAAUGACAAAAAAAAAAAAAAAAAAAAAAAGGCCAAGGGUGACUUUAAAGUAGUUACAGAGUUGAAUGGCUGUGAUAGGAGAACUGAGGAUGGAUCAACAAUGUUGUUAUUACUACACAAUACUAACCUAAUUGACAGAGUGAAAAGAAGAACGCCUGUACAGAAUACAAAUAUUCCAAAGCAUGCAUAAUGUUUGCAACAAGGCACUGAAGUUAUACUGCAAAAAAUGUGUCAAAGCAAUUAACUUUUGCCUGAAUACAAAGUGUUAUGUUUGGGGCAAAUACAUCACAGGACCACGCUGUAUUUUCAAGCAUAGUGGUGGCUGUAUCAUGUUAUGGGUAUGCUUUUAAUCGUGAAGGACUAGAGCUAAGCACAGGCAAAAUCCUAGAGGAAAACCUUGUUCAGUCUGCUUUCCACCAGACACUGGGAGAUGAAUUCACCUUUCAGCAGGACAAUAACCUUACCCAGAAAGACUCGCUGCCUAAUAUGCUUCUACAAAGUAUUGACUUAAGCGUGUGAAUACUUAUGUAAGUGUGAUAUUUCUGUAUUUCAUUUUCAAUAAAUUUGCGAAAAUUUCUAAAAACAUGUUUUCCCUUUGUCAUUAUGGGGCUAUGUAGGUAGAUUGGUGAGAAAAAACAUACAUUUAAUACAUUUUGAAUUCAGGCUGUAACACAACAAAAUGUGGAACAAGUCAAGGGGUAUGAAUACUUUCUGAAGGCGCUAUAUCACCAUGAUUCAUCAAUAAACAUACAUUCUCCAUGACACCUUUCCCACCCUCCCCUUCACUAUUGUAGAAGCUGCAGCAGGAGCUGGAGUUUCUGGAGGUGCAGGAGGAGUACAUCAAAGAUGAACAGAAGAACCUGAAGAAGGAGUUCCUCCACGCCCAGGAGGAGGUGAAGAGGAUACAGAGUAUCCCCCUGGUCAUCGGCCAGUUCCUGGAGGCUGUGGACCAAAACACAGCCAUCGUGGGCUCCACCACAGGUAGUUUUUACAUUCUUGUCUGUCCUCACAUAGUGUAGGUAAGCCUCUGGUAGUUGGCUCCAGAGACUGGAGACUUCCUUUAGAGUGGUAGCUUCUGACUGUACACUAUAGUUUCUAGAGAACAACCGAUAAUCGGCUGUUGAUAUAUCAGGCCGAUAUCGGCCCUUCUCUAUCGACAUUGCCGAUAGUCCCGCUACAUAGCAAAACUGCUGCUAUGCCAGCUGCCACUCACCACCUGAGCCACGAGCACUGCACAAUGCCGAUGAAUAUCAAGCUGGGUAAAUCAUCAGCAGCGGAAAGCUAGCUCAUCCUCCAACAGAAAGGUGCAGUAUUGAGAAACAGAUGAAUUAACACAGUGACCAAAAUCGCAGAUGAGCUUCCCUAAGACGGUUUGUGACAGUUUGUGCAGAAAUUCUUCAGUUGUGUAAACCUACAGUUUCAUCAGCUGUCCGGGUGGCUGGUCUCAGACGAUGCCGCAGGUGAAGAAGCCGGAUGUGGAGGUCCUGGGCUGGCGUCGUUACACGUGGUCUGCGGUUGUGAGGCCGGUUAGACGUACUGGCAAAUUCUCUAAAACGGCGUUCAAGGCUGCUUAUGGUGAAAUGAACAUUCAAUUCUCUGGCAACAGCUCUGGUGGACAUUCCUGCAGUCAGCAAGCCAAUUGCACGGUCCCUCAACUUGAGACAUCUGUGGCAUUGUGUUGUGUGAUAGAGCAAGACAACUGCACUUUUUAGUGGCCUUUUCUUUUCCCCAGCACAAGGUGCACCUGUGUAAUGAUCAUGCUAUUUUAAUCUGUUUCUUGAUAUGCCACACUUGUCAGGUGGAUAGAUUAUCUUGGCAAAUGAUAAAUGCUCACUAACAGGGAUAUCAACACAUUUGAGAGAAAUAAGCUUUUUGUGUAUGGAACAUUUCUGGGAUAUUUUAUUUCAACCCAUGAAACAUGGGACCAACACUUUACAUGUUGCGUUUUAUAUUUUUGUUCAGUGUAGUUAUCAUAGUAGCAGUAAACAGCAGCAAGUGAUAUGAGCGUUGGGGAGAUGUGAAAGGGAGCGGAGUUACAGCCUUGCUCUAUCCAAUUGUAGCAGUAGGAUCAAGUUACAACCCGCCCAUUUCUUGAUAGAUAGCUGAGCUAGCCAAUUGAGUAUAAAAAAAAUACUAGUUGACAAAAGACAUACUAGUUUCAUAAGCAUCCGUGAUCACAAAUCAUAACGUUACGUUGGAACCAUUUGCAUUGAAUAGAUGUUAUUUUAUAUUCUCAAACUAACAGCAGUGCCUAUAUGAUGUCCUUCCAUACAGGCGUGACAUGCUGGAGUGAUGCUUCUAUGCAAAUGUUGUUGAUCAGUAGGCUAAUAUACUGUAAGUCCCAAAUGAAGGGCAAACAGAUUGUCAUCUGUAGCACCAUAGACUCCACUGAUCAGCCAAAACAAACUCAAUGCAUGCACACACUCCUAUUGAAUAUGGAUUCACCUGUAUUGUGAGUGUGAGUAUGUCUAUGACAUCUUAAUUUACCCAGUCAAGAGAUUUUCCCAUUCAAAUAAAAUUAUAAUUAUAUUGUUAUUUAGUUAGAUUGGUAAAAACGAAGUCAAAUGUAUUGUUUGAUUUUUAAAUUGAUGCAUUAAUGCGUACAUGUCUGUCUUUGGGAACUAUUUUGAUAUUGUAUAUCUGCCUAAAAUAUCAUCCAUCUUUCUUUCUUUAACCCCUAAAAAAAAUCCAUAUAGGUCAUUCUCUAAUAGCCACACUCCCAUAAGCUCCCAUAUUUUGCACUGUAACACCAAUGCCUCAUUCUUACUGUAUAGGCAAAACAUGUCUCUAAUAUUCCCUAAUGACAUUUCCCCCUCUUUCCCUGUGCCACCCUCUUUCUCUGAUUCUCUCUCUGUCCACCCUCUUCUCUCUCUGUCCACCCUCUUCUCUCUCUGUCCACCCUCUCCUCUCCCUGGCUCAGGCUCUAACUACUAUGUGCGUAUCCUAAGCACCAUCGACAGAGAGCUGCUGAAGCCCAAUGCAUCGGUGGCCCUGCACAAGCACAGCAAUGCCCUGGUGGAUGUGCUCCCCCCAGAGGCUGACAGCAGCAUCAUGAUGCUUACAUCAGGUACACAUGCACACUAUUCUACCCCCUGGUAUACAUAUCCCUUUGUAAUACAUGUUGCAGUGGAACAAACAUGCAUUCAUGCGUGCUUACAUACGUUGCAUGCAUAUUCCACUCAUUGAUACCUUAGUGCAGCUCCUCUCCUCUGUGUUAUAAUAUAAUAAUAAUAUACCAUUUAGCAGACGCUUUUAUCCAAAGCGACUUACAGUCAUGCGUGCAUACAUGUUUGUGUAUGGGUGGUCCCGGGUAUCGAAUCCACUACCUUGGCGUUACAAGCGCCGUGCUCUACCAGCUGAGCUACAGAGGACCAGAGGAUGUUGUUAAUAAAAUAAUAGCAUUAUUUUCCUGUAUCUCUCCUUGCAGACCAAAAGCCAGAUGUGAUGUAUGCUGACAUCGGAGGGAUGGAUAUCCAGAAGCAGGAAGUGAGGGAAGCAGUGGAGCUUCCACUCACACACUUUGAACUCUACAAACAGAUUGGCAUUGACCCACCAAGGGGGGUUCUGAUGUACGGGCCUCCUGGCUGUGGGAAGACCAUGCUGGCCAAGGCUGUGGCUCACCACACUACAGGUAGGCCAUUCACCAUGUUCACCAUUAUCUAUAGGAUGCACUGGUGCUAACAUGAUUAGGCUAUAUUGUCAUUUUUUUGCAGCAAAUAAUUGUAAUCAUGCUACCAUAUCAGUAUUUGGUUAUUUUCUGACUCUCGGUCUCUCUCUCUGUUGCUCUCUCUCUCUCUCAGCGGCGUUCAUCCGCGUGGUAGGCUCUGAGUUUGUGCAGAAGUACCUGGGCGAGGGCCCCCGCAUGGUGCGUGACGUCUUCCGGCUGGCCAAGGAAAACGCCCCCGCCAUCAUCUUCAUCGACGAGAUCGAUGCCAUCGCUACCAAGCGUUUUGACGCACAGACCGGAGGUAUGAGCCAUUGUGUACCUUUUUAGAAUCAGCUGCACUUCAGAAUAGGCUAUGUAAUGGACUGGUCAUUUACUAAUCUCUAGUAUUGCACAUAGUAGCCAAACCCAGUAAGACAUGCAAAAUAGAGCAGAUUUACAGAUUGGCAUUCCUGAUAUCAAAUGUCUCCACCUGUGAUCUUCAGGGUUCACACAAGGUGAUUGAGGUGCUUAAAGUACUUGAAUUUGCCACUCUGAAGUUCAAGUACUGGAAUGCCUUGAAAAUCAGAAAUGUUCUCAAGUUGGUACUUGAAAAGUACUUGAAUUAAAAUGAGAGGAGAACAGAUAAUCAAAUAUGUUUAUGAAAAAUAUAAUAAAAAUGUAUUGGUCUUGCGAAUUCAUUUCCAGGCAGACUACAGAGUUUUAUUUCCUCACGUGUUUCGCACUGUGGUUGCCAGGGGAGCUCGCUCAUUCCACCCAUACUGCCACUCAGCCAGGCAGGUACAGAACUGACUGAUUAGGCGCAGCCAAACGUCACAUCGAUAGCUAAAAUGGCGGGAAAAUGUAGAUUCAAUUCUGCCUUUUGUACGUAUGGAAAAUUUCUGGGAUCUUUUAUUUCAGCUCAUGAAACAUGGGACAACACUUUACAUGUUGCGUUUUAUAUUUUUGUUUAGUAUAGUUUACCCACUCUCUUUUGUACCACUACAUCACUGGACCCAACCAACUGACACUGUGUAAGGUGCAAAAAAUGCGUCAGACUUUGACAUUGCGAGCAUGGGUGAAUUGGCCCUGAAGAGCCACAUGAAGGGGGAAAGACACAACGCUGCAUCCUGCACUGGCGCCAGUUCUACAUGUGACUUUUUCUCUGCAACAACCUCCAGAGCUUUUUUGCCAAUCGCCUCAUUCACAGAGUGCCCGCGAUAUUCCGCUUUAUCAAGCAGCAGCCAUGCUCCUGCCGUUCUGGUGGCCGUUCAAGUGCCGUUUUCCUCACACAGCCCACCCACCCGAAUGGCGACACUAAAGCUGCCAGUCGGAAGCAAUACUUUAUUGUAGCUAUUAAGUAGUAGAUUCCCAAAUGCCCAAUAAAAACAGUCAUUAAGCUGGAAUUGUGUACAUUUUACAUUUUAGUCAUUUAGCAGACGCUCUUAUCCAGAGCGACUUACAGUUAGUGAGUGCAUACAUUUUCAUACUAGCCCCCCGUGGGAAACGAACCAACAACCCUGGCAUUGCAAGCGCCAUGCUCUACCAAUUGGUAGUAAUGUGAAUAGGAAAUGUGUGUUCACCAGUAGGCAUCUCCCAAAACACUCCUCAUCACUACUCAAAUUACAAAAUCAUCAGUACUGACUUACCACUUAUGUAGUGAAACAAUGUAUUAUUGAUGAGUGCUAAGUAAUUAUUACUUUUUUAUGAGGUUGUGGCGAUAUACUGCCAUCUGGCGGCAACUAGAAACAAUUACAUAAUAUGAACUGGACCUUGAAAAUAUAUUUUAGUGCUUGAAAAAGUACUUGCCACUGUCUGUAUGAACCCUGGGUCUUGUCAUGCCAACACACAUUUGAGCUGUUUACAUUGCAAUAUUUCAAUCAAACAAUGUUAAAAUCAGCCUUAACUAAGCAGGUGAAACAUGUUUCCGUAAAGGCCCCCUAGUUGCUGUGAGUGUUAGAUAGGAUAUGAUUUAUCCUUGGCCCAGAUGGAGACACAAGGACACAACAGCUCACUGAUCAGUCAGCUUCUCUAAAGCAAUGGGAAAAUAAAUAACCUUCACAUUUUGUUUUGACUGCCACCACCAUAGAGUUGGUAAGUUUAAGGUCAGGGUAGUUGCAGUUAACAUCAAGUUAGAGUUGGGAAUCAGAAGUUGCCCACAAAACAGAACUACUUGUAAAGAUGUCGGUUAAUUUCAUUGUUUAAAGCGUCCAGGCGAACAGAUUCACAGAUAUCCACAAUAGAGACCAACUUAAUUGUGACCGUAGUAUCUUGAGUGGGAUUGAUUAUUAGGACUGAAAAUAAGACCAAGCAGUUAUUAGUGUGGUUGAACCCUGACAUUGGUAUUCCCUCAUUGUAUUCUCUCCUUCCCUUCCCAAACAGCUGACAGGGAGGUUCAGAGGAUUCUGCUGGAGCUUCUCAACCAAAUGGACGGCUUUGACCAGACCGUCAACGUCAAGGUGAGCGAAGUGUGAGAGCGCUGUGGGCUUCGUUAUUGUAGGCUGCAGACCCAUUAAGGCAGCUAACCUGUAACCUUGUGUGUCACAGUGAGAAUACGUUAAAAAUGUAGUCACACUUAAGCUAAUCCUAUAGUGAGUGAUUUACUAAUAUGGGUCUCAAAACUUCCGGUUAAGCCUUUGUCAUGUGACUUCCGGCCUCUCUGACCCACCUGUUUGUUCCCUCGUCAGGUGAUCAUGGCCACCAACAGGGCCGACACCCUGGACCCCGCCCUCCUGCGUCCGGGCCGUCUGGACAGAAAGAUUGAGUUCCCCCUGCCUGACCGCCGGCAGAAACGCCUGGUCUUCUCCACCAUCACCAGCAAGAUGAACCUCUCUGAGGAGGUGGACCUGGAGGACUGUAUCCUUAUUAUACCCUACUCAACAGUGUCUCAUGACGUGUGUGUGUUAAUUGGGGCAGGUCUGUAUUGUAUUCACUUUUUAUCAAUGUGUCUCAAGAAAAAACUAGCAGCAUCAUGCAAUCUUUUCCUGCUCAGAACAAAGCACAGGAGCACUAAUCCUAUUCUGUGUCCGGUUCAUUAAGUGUGCUUUAAGUUUUCAUCAAAUAUUUACCUCCUUGAAUACCGCUCUGAUCUAGUGCAAUAGUCUCAUUAAAGGUCAAAUGAACCAUGACUUUAGUACUCCAACUGAAUGCCUUUGUAAAGUCUAAUGCACUUCCCCAUACCUUUCUUUGGUUGCUAAGUAACCGAAAGAACACUACAUUGUUCAGUGUCGUAUGAGUUUGUAUUUGCAGUUGUCCUUAACCAGUGUGUAGAUGUUGCCAGACCAGACAAGAUCUCCGGAGCAGACAUCAACUCUAUCUGCCAGGAGGUGAGUGUGACCCCGGACUGUUCGGAGGAAUUCUACCAUGGGAGGUCAAACUACUCAAAAGACUCAAUGUCAAAGAGUAGCAAGUUAUUGCGUUCGCUAACUCUUGUUCCAAAGAUAACUAAAUAUCCUCUGUUACAUCACCUGUUGUCGGUGUGAGAACUGGAAACUCUCUCUGAUAGAUGUGCUUAUAAUUCUUUCAUUCCUCUCACUCAGGCUGGCAUGCUGGCUGUCCGUGAAAAUAGGUACAUCGUCCUGGCCAAGGACUUUGAGAAGGCCUACAAGACUGUUAUCAAGAAGGACGAGCAGGAGCAUGAGUUCUACAAGUAGAAAGUAACCUCUUCCCCCUCUCCCUGAAAAAAGAAAAGGCAUUCAGAGACAAGUUUUGUUUGAUUUAUGUGUGUUUGUGUCUACUACCGUGUCCAUGUGUCAUUUGCCAGACUCUGACUAACAUUGACCUUGGACUGAAUUUUGCUUAAUUUACUAAAGGCCCAUCGUCAUCUCGACUGUGAUAACAACCUUGAACACACACACACAUAGUGAAUGGAGUGUCUUUUGAUGUGCUCUGCAGGUUCUUAAGUAUGUUUGACUUGACUGUAGCUAGUAUAAUGGCAGAGAGUUUGUACCUGUAAUGUACUCCCUGAUAAAACAGUACUCUAAAAAACAUUAAAGAAGUUUUCCAUAAAAAUUUAAGAAAAG